Ipomoea triloba (trilobed morning glory) is the source of this 1463-nucleotide messenger RNA. RefSeq lists its product as uncharacterized. NCBI's taxonomy places the organism in Eukaryota, Viridiplantae, Streptophyta, Magnoliopsida, Solanales, Convolvulaceae. The transcript has 2 exons. Bases 146 to 1342 code for a protein of 398 amino acids. The record is from RefSeq and is a predicted model, not a curated record.
CUCUCAAAAAUUCAAAUCUCUCUGCUUUUUUUCUUCACUUUUCCUCCUCCUAUUCACACCAUUCUUUUCCCGAUCUCACUUUACCCUUUUCCCCUCCUUGUAAUUCUCAAUCUCCAUUCCAACUCUCUAAUUUCACGAUCAAAUCAUGAAAUUCUCGUCCAAUUCAUCUUCUUCCGGCGGCGGCGCCGGCAAUGCGGAUGCUUCCAAAAACGGGUGCAUAGCCGGAAUGUUCCGCCGGCUUCUUUGCUCCAAUGCUCUUCCGACACACCCCGCGGAUCAUAUGAGCUCUGUUUCCACGCACCCUUCUUCAGAUCACGCAAUUCAGCGAAGAAAAUCCGAAGAGGGAAAAAAGAUUGAAUCUUUAGCGAGUACAGGGGUGGUGGCUAGGUUAAUGGGGCUGGAAUCGAUGCCGAGAGUGGAGUUAAACCCUAAUAAAGCCAUUGCGAGAAGCCAGUCGAUGAGCUCCAUGGAUUCUCUGAGGGAAUUGAAGUCCACAAAGGAGAAGAAUCUGCGAGCUUGCAGCUUUCGCGAAAUUCCCACCUAUUUGGAGCUUGAAGAUGAGAAUUUCUUCAUUCUGAGCUUCGAGUAUGGCGGCAAAACUGCAGAGCUCAGGCCCAAACAGAGGAGAUCAGAGAAAGUGAAGAACAGCUGCAGAAGAAGGGAAAGUGUACACCAAAAGAACAAAGAGAAUCAAGACAUAAACCAGGUUUCAGAUGAGAUAAUUACUGGUAGUGAUGGAAAGCUUCAAGAUUCCACCAACAUUCUUAGACCCACCAGAAAGGAUGCUAGCAAGAAGAAAGACGAAUACAAGCAAGAAAGAUUCAAGAAGAAGAAGAAGAAGAAGGAUAGAAGAGAUUGUUGUCUGGAUGCAAAGAAAAUUGAAGCAGACUGUGAUUCAGAAAAAUCCAGUCCAAAUUCUGUCCUCGGAUUCGUCGAAUUCCCACCCAUUCAAGACAUUCCCAGUUCAGAAAAGUUUUGGAAAUUGGCAAGUUCAAAAUCCAGGCGGACCUUAUCAGAAGAGCUUGAGAAUUACAGGAAGCUGAAACUGAUAAGUGAUGAUUUCCAGCCCAAAAGCAGUGAAAAAGUGUAUGGUGCUGCAGCCAGGAAGAAUUGGUGCAGCAGAGAUGAGAAUGAUGUGAAACUGUGGGGAGAAAUUUGCAGAUUGGCUGAUGCAGAAACACUUCAAACCAAGUGGCAGCAUGAAGAAAUAUGGAAACAAGAAAAAGUUUGCCAAAAGAUUGGUGGGAAUUUUGAGUUUGAAAUUGUUGAUGAGUUGAUAGGGGAGAUGGUGGAUCAACUUAUCAUUGAUUCCCAUAUAGCUUCAGUUUGUAAUUUAACUUAACUUUCUGUCCAAAAACUUAACUUUCUGUCCUUGUUUAAAUUUCAUAGUGUACACAUUAAGAUGUAUGUUGUGAUAUAAGUUUUAUAGGAAAUUUUAAAAUGUCGAUUCUAACUGUGUUAAA